UUUCGUCCCGUGUGUGUGUGCGUGUGUGUUGUGUUGCUGAACAAAACUCCACACUGAUCGAUUUCAAAACCCAGUUUCUCUUAAAUUUCCGUGUGGUUAUCUUGUUUACCUCAGAAAAAUGGGAUACCUCUCCAAGUUAUGCGAAAUUCUCCUGGACUAUACCUGAUCAACAUGUUCGAACACGUUUGAAUCUGUACCUGUGUAAUUAUCUUGAUCUGAUCAUUUCCCUGUACACGCGCACAUUGUCAUUGGCAAAAUGAGUGGGGACCAGCAGCAGGAACCCGCGGGGUAUUUCACCCACUACAAUUCCUCCACCGGCCAGGAAGUGGAGAUAUCGCGGCUGCGCAUCAACGGCUGUGUGCCCGUCAUCACGACGACGGCGUAUGUCAACGGAGGGACGGAGCCCGGGAGUGGCGGAGGCGGCCCGAACGGGCCCAAUUCCACGGGCACCACCGUGUCGGAGACGAAGAAGAUGGGCAAAUUCAAGUUCCUCACCAUUAAGGAUGUCAAUGAGGGCAAUUCAGAGAAUGUCAAUUCAGAUCCCAACGAGCCGCACAGCCAGCGCUCCAGCUCCAACGAGCGCUCCUCGGCCUCCCCGCCGCGCAAGCCCUCCUUCUCCUCCUUCAUCAACCUCCCGCCGCCGCCGCCGCCCGUCAUGCGGCACUCCCCAGCCCCCGAGAACAGCUUCGGCAUCCCGGGGCCCCUCCUCCUGGACAGCGGCGGCCAACCGGCCCCGCCCCGUCGCCUAACGGAGGAAGACUACAUCCAGAAGCGCGUGGAGGACCUGCUGAAGAUGACCAGCUCCACGGAGGUGGAGGAGGCGCCCGUGGAGGACGAGGAGGAGGAUGAUGAUGAAUUUGAGCAGCGGCUGGAGCAGAUUAUGGCCGAGGAUGUCAUGAUACGGAAAAAGGGGGGACGGGGACGGAAGAAGGGCAGUCGUGGACCGGUGGCGCGCAAACGGGCGUCCUCCGUGCGCAAAGGGUCGGUGAAGAAGGAGGAGGUGCCGGUUGUGGUGGUGGUGGCGCCCCCGCCGCCGCCUGCGGUGGAAGUCAACGGGCAAAUGGGCGUGGUGGAGGCGCCGGCCGCCCCGGUGCCCAAAAAGCGCGGACGGAAACCGAAAGCGAAGAGUGUGACGACGAGCAGUACGGACUCCCCGGUGAGCAGUGUGGCGACCGUGGCGGGCCGCAGCACCACCACGACGACGACGGAGGUGGGCGUGACGCCGGCCAGUGAGGACACGGUGUCGCACACCUCGGAGGUGGAAUCCCGCGACGCCGACGAGCCGGGCGACGCACACGGCCCGCGCAAACUCAAGUCGCGCUGGGCCGAGCUGGUCUGCGCCGAUCCGGUCGCUACGCAGGUCAGAGUGGAACUCCUGUCCGCCGCCGACACCCGCACACCGCCCGCGUCCGCCAAAACCGCCAAGGCUCAGGAUUACGCCGCGCCCGGCGAAACGCCGCCGCCCUAUGAGUUUAUUUCCGACUGCAUUCGCCUGUCGCGGCAUGAGUUCCGCGAGGAUCGGGAAGCGCGGAAGAUGCGCUGCGAGUGCGUGUACACGGAGGAGGACCGGCAGGCGGGGGCGCGCGGCUGCCUGGAGCACUGCCUCAACCGCAUGCUGUACAUUGAGUGCGGGCCCAAAUGCCCCGCCAAGGACCACUGCGCCAAUAAACGCUUCCAACGGAGGGAGUACGUCAAAUUGAAAGUAUUCAAAACCGAGAUGAAGGGAUGGGGCAUCCGCACCGAGACCAAACUUGCCGCGAAUCAGUUUAUUUGUGAGUAUGUGGGGGAGAUUCUGGAUGAGCGUCAGUUCAAGAAGCGGCAGAAGGAGUACCACAAGGAGAACAUCCAGCACCACUACUUCAUGGCGCUGAACAACGAGGAGGUCAUCGACGCCACGAAGAAGGGCAACUUCACGCGCUUCACCAACCACAGCUGCGAUCCCAACAGCGAGACGCAGAAGUGGACGGUGAACGGGCAGCUGCGCAUCGGGUUCUUCACGCUGCGCGCGGUGAGCGCCGGGGAGGAGAUUACCUUUGAUUACCAGUUUGAGCGCUACGGGAAGAAGGCGCAGCGCUGCUACUGCGGCAGUCCGUUGUGCCGCGGGUUUAUUGGAUCUGUCGGGGAGGAGAAGCGGAAGAUGGCUAAAGGAGAGAUUAGCGAUCGCAAGAUGGUGUCGGAGAUUGACCGCUUCGUGCAGGCGGGCUCCAUCCGUAAUUCCGAGCAGGCGCUGAAGCUGGCGCGGCUGUUGCUGCGCGUGGAGGAAGACACGGACCGCGCCAUUCUGCUGCGCGUCAUCCAGAACUCGGAGAAGAAUCCCGAUGCGCUCAAGGCCUUCCUGCGCUGCCAGGGCCUCACCAUCCUGGCCGACGCCAUGUACUCCUGCCGCCACUCGCCCGCCGAUGUCAAACAAGAGAUCCUGCAGACCCUGUCCAUCCUACCCAUCGUAACGAAGAACGGCCUGAUCGACUCGAAGAUCUGGGAGACGCUGGAGCGGUGGGCCGGGCGGGAUGUCAGCGUGCCCAAGGACCCGGCGGCGGCCUCCAUGGUGCAGGCGCUCAGUAAGGAGCUGCCGGCACGCGAGGCGCCCCCACCACCCCCCGAAACGCCGGCCACGCCCGUGGUCAAGAGCGAGAAGGAGCCGGUGCUGGUGCAGCAGCGUCCCUCGGUCAUCGUCGACAACGUGGACAAGGGCAAGGAGAACGUGGAGGCCGGGAAGGUGGCCGUGAAGGAGGAGGAGAAUGACGAGGAGGAAGCGGUGCCGGCGACGGUUAGGCCGGGGAGUAAGAGCAGCCCGGAGGAGGAUGAGAUGGUGAAGAAAGCUGCCGGGCAGCUGCUGGAUAAAUGGGAGACGCUCAAGAUGCUGUACAAAAUCCCCAAGAAGAUCCUGACCCCGGAGGAGCAAGCGGCGGCCAGCGCCGCCGAGGCCGCCAAGAAACAGCCACCCCCGCCCCUCCGCCCGCCCCCCGUCAACGGCUCCACCAUCCCCACCUUAUCCGGAUGGGGCCGGGUGCGGCAGCGCUCCCCCUCGCCCCCCGCCUUCACCGCCGCCAACAAACGCCCCAAAUUCUUCCCCAACAACCUGACACCCUUCCGCCGCUUCGACGCCCCCUACGAGCGGGAUCCGCGCGCCGCCUUCAUGGAGCGCCGCUUCCCCUUCCCGGUGCCGGCGGAUAUCGAGCGGCGCCGGCAGUUUAUGGGGCACGCCGCGGCGAUGUUGCCCUUUGGGGGCCUGCCGUUCCUGGAGGCCGCCGCCGCCUGGGCGGACGGCCGGGGGAUGAUGGUGGAGCCGCCCCCCGUGGUGGUGGACGCCGCGGCGCUGGCGCGAGCGAAAGCGGAGGAGGAGGCCAAGAAGGUGGCGCUGCAGCAGCAGAUCGGCAUGGAUCUGUCCAUGCGCUUGCAGAAUGCGCUGGUGCCGAGUAAGCAGGCGGUGAAUCUGUGCCUGUCGGACCAGAGCGUGCACGACAUCCGCCAGUUCAAACCGACGCCGGAGCAGGCGGAGGCCAUCGUCAGCAGUCUGCCGGCGGUGGGCUCGGAGUCGUGGCAGGAGAAGGCCGGCGAGAUCGCCGCGUGCAUGCAGAUGGAGCUAGUGCCCCAGGAGGCCCCGCCCCUCAAGCUGGUCACCGGCUGGACCGCCAACUUCGAUCUCACCCAGAUGACGCACCUCCCCAAGGACUGGGCGCCCGCCUACGACCGGAUUGGGCGGCUGUACUUCUACAACACCAUCACCGGGGUGUCACGGUGGGAAUUCCCCGUGGAGAACCUAACCUACUCCUCCAGCCUCCACCAGAUCCACACCCUAACCCUGCCCGCCGACCUGCGCGACUUCACCUUCCUCCCGGAGGCGGCCGUCGAUCUCAACGCCUGGACGCGCAGCAUCGAGGCCGCCGAGCGCGCCGCCGCCGCCGCCGGGCCCGCCCCCCUGGCCCCGCCCCCGCCCCUCACCGCCAGCCUCCCCCCGGACCUGCUGGGCACGCGGCGGCACGCUCGCGCCACGGCCAAGAAGCGCAAAAUCGAUUUCCAGAACGACGUCUGCCAGUUUAUCUUACUUGUAUUAAAUCACUACCGGGCGCCCCAAUGCACCCAGGGCCGCAUCGAAUCCAAGGAGGAUUUCAAAUUCCUGGCCAGGAAAUUUACCCAUAAUGUCGUGGAGCAGGAGAUGCAGCGGCACAAGUAUAAUCCCGAGGCGCUGCAGUUCUCGGCGAAGCAUAAACCGAAAAUCAAGGAGCAUAUUCGGAAGUAUAUGGCGCGGUUCGGACGGAGCUACCGCCGUGAGGGGGCGGUGCACGGGGUGGUGGCGGAUGCGGUGGGUUGAGUAGAGGAUGAUUUUCUGUACAGGA
Paramacrobiotus metropolitanus is the source of this 4337-nucleotide messenger RNA. RefSeq names its product histone-lysine N-methyltransferase SETD2-like. The transcript is spliced from 12 exons. The record is from RefSeq and is a predicted model, not a curated record. Gene Ontology annotation, biological process: regulation of DNA-templated transcription. Gene Ontology annotation, molecular function: histone H3K36 methyltransferase activity; protein binding. Gene Ontology annotation, cellular component: nucleus; chromosome. Bases 257 to 4312 code for a protein of 1351 amino acids. NCBI's taxonomy places the organism in Eukaryota, Metazoa, Tardigrada, Eutardigrada, Parachela, Macrobiotidae.